Molecule: messenger RNA, 630 nt
Organism: Rhagoletis pomonella (apple maggot)
Lineage: Eukaryota; Metazoa; Arthropoda; Insecta; Diptera; Tephritidae
Gene: ATPsynE
Product: ATP synthase subunit e, mitochondrial
Exons: 2
Coding region: 151-396 (81 amino acids)
Biological process (GO): proton motive force-driven ATP synthesis
Molecular function (GO): proton transmembrane transporter activity
Source: RefSeq, a predicted model, not a curated record
CUAUUUGACAUUUCCAAUUGUCACUAUUUGUCAACUUUCAGGUUACGAUUUUCGAUUGGAAUUGUUGGCUGCUAGGAGAUUUCGAUAGCCCCGUGAAGAGAUUUUUGGUGGUUGAACGCAAAUUACAUAACGCAGUACUAACUCAUCACAAUGUCCCAAGCUCCAGUACGUGUAUCGCCAUUGAUUAAAUUCGGCCGGUGGUCUUUACUACUUGUAGGCGUAGGCUAUGGUGCCUUCCAUCAAAACAGAUUAUCAAAGAAGGAAGUAAAGGUGCGCGAAAUCGAAGCACAACAAAAGGAGGUGCGCGAUGCUAAAUUGGCCGAAGAGAAGAAACGUGCGGCUGAUGCGGAAGCUCGUGCUCUGGCGGAACUCUCCAAGCCAACUCCAAAGAAAUAAACCAUUUCCACCCGAAGGAUUUAUAGUAUAGAUUAUGCUCACCACAAUCGAAAUGAUGCGAAGUUAAUAAACAAAAUAUGUAAUAACAUCAAUUGAUUGUGCAUGCCAAUUUUUGGAAAUCGUGACAUUCAAGGCUUAUAUUUCGCAGUACUGCGACCGGUGUUUAUUAAUUCUUAUUUAAAACAGACGGAUUUUUGAAAUAUAUGUAUGGUGUAUGUGAUGGAUUUAAAGAAA